Messenger RNA from Fusarium oxysporum Fo47, 1206 nucleotides. Its product is annotated as Lactonase, 7-bladed beta-propeller-domain-containing protein. The transcript is spliced from 2 exons. Bases 1 to 1206 code for a protein of 401 amino acids. The record is from RefSeq and is a predicted model, not a curated record. Gene Ontology annotation, molecular function: protein binding; 6-phosphogluconolactonase activity. Lineage: Eukaryota; Fungi; Ascomycota; Sordariomycetes; Hypocreales; Nectriaceae.
AUGCUCUUUACCUAUCUCACAUUGGCAAACGCGCGUAUUCAUACUCUUCGCGUCGCGCAUCAAGAACGCGGCAUACUUACAUUGAGUUUUGAUCCCUCCGCACCUGGGAAUAGAAGUAUUCAGCUACUUGGUACUACUAGAGCCGGGUAUCAGCCCGGAUGGUUACAUAACAGGGGGAAAUAUCUGUACUCGGUUUCGAGAACACAUUUCCCCGACAAGUCAUCUACUAGUGGCGGCAUCUUCGCAUUCAAGAAGCUACCCAAUGGUCGUCUUGAGCUAUCUGAUGUAGUAGCAUCCCACGGCGAUGGCGGAGUCUACCUCGACAUCUCAAUAGAUGGUAAAACUCUAUCUUCAGCCAAUAUUGACGGCUCCACAGUCUCCAUACUUCCACUGACUUCUGCUGGCCACUUUGGUGAUGUUACUCACGUGUUUCAUUACAACCUCACACAACCUGGCCCUGGAGCUGGAGAUUCACAGAAGAUUUCCAACCCACACGCGGCCGUCUUCAGUCCGUCCGGCAAUAUCAUGAGUGUUCCUGACCGGGGCGCGGAUCGUGUUUACAUAUAUCAGGUGCACGGCACGAAGCGUGUCGAGCAGAUUAGGACCAUGACAUUGUUACCUGGAACUGGCCCGCGCCACGUUCUCUUCUCUAAAGUCAACCAAGAGAAAACUCUGAUGUUCCUGGUUUCGGAGUUGGAUAACACCAUCAAUGUGUUCUCGUUUGAACACGGCAGCGUUGGUCAUGGUGGCAAGCACCCUGACUUAAACGAAACCUUGCGUAUAACGCUUCUGCAAAGGGCAUCUACUCUCGAUGAUUCAAGCAAGCGUACAAAGCCCACGAAUGUCAACUUGGCUUCCGAGCUUGCUCUGUCGCAUGACAGGCGCUUCUUGUAUGUAUCCAAUCGUAACACGGAGUCAGUUGACGAGGUAGACACGAUUGCCAUAUACUCUUUAGAUGCACACGCCAAUAAACCACUGCAAUUCUUGGGCCUCAACAGCACUUACGGCAAAAUACCUAGGCAUUUCUCUCUAUCAUCUGAUUCUCACAACCAAUUCGUUGCGGUCGCAAACCAAGUCACCAACGAUUUGUUUAUCUUCAAAAGAAACCUCAAGACAGGUUUUCUAGAUCGUGUUGCUGGAAACUACAGUCUCGGAAAGCUAGAUUUGACAACAAAAACCGGCCCGAUGGCUGUUAUAUGGGACUGA